Prunus armeniaca (apricot) is the source of this 216-nucleotide messenger RNA. Lineage: Eukaryota; Viridiplantae; Streptophyta; Magnoliopsida; Rosales; Rosaceae. The record is from the annotation of a GenBank genome assembly.
AUGCAGACCAUUCUUCAAAGCCUUGAAGAAAGGGCAAAGGACAAGUGGGACGAAAAGUGCGAAGUGGCCUUUCAGAGCUUGUUCAUCUACCAGGAGAAGUGGACUUUGCCUCCCUUACUCUCAAAAUCGAUACCAGGCGAAGACUUGUUCAUCUACCUAGCGGUGUCUGACUCAGCUUUCAACUCAGCUCUAAUCCGAGAAGAGUUGGGGGCAUAA